CUCUUCUCCCUUUAGGUUUGAAGCAUUAGGUUGCUUCAAUCGUUGGCCAGCACACAUCUGUCGAGAACGUUCAAGGAAAGCUUCAAUGGCAGCUCAAGUCUCUCAACAAUACGCAUUCCGCGCCCAAAAGUCUCUCGGUCUCGUAGGAGGGACCCCUGAUUACCUGCCCGUUCAAGGCUUUGAAUCUCCAGAUGUUGCCGCCAAGACCUACACGUACAGUGCCGAUGGUCGACUCUAUGCCUACGCACUUCCCACUCUUGUGCGUAUCUUCCAGGCGGAGGGUGCUCAACUCUUACAGGAAUUGCCCCUCCCGAACAUCAUCGAGAUGAGUUUUUCUCCACGUGGAACCUACCUCUCGACAUGGGAGCGCCCCGUCAAGCUCGAGGACGGCGCCCAGCACAAGAACUUGCGCGUCUUCUCCGUCUCCACCGGAGAGGAACUCAUUUCCUUCUCCCAAAAGUCGAUCGAAGGAUGGCAAAUCCAGUACACCAUCUCCGAGUCCCAUGCUGUUCGCCUCGUAUCAUCCGAGAUCCAGGUGUACAGGCCAUCCGAAUGGUCCAAGGGUAUUGCCGACAAGCUCAAGGUCGAGGGCGCCACCAACAUCGCGCUCAGUCCCGGCCUCAACCCUUCCGUCGCAGUCUUUGUGGCUGAGAAGAAGGGAGCACCCGCGAGCAUCAAGGUCUACGGCCUUCUCUCACUCAACGCCCCACCCACCUGCCAAAAGACGUUCUUCAAGGCUGAUCGUGCUCAGAUGAAGUGGAACGUCUUGGGCACCCAGGUGCUGCUCCUCACCCAAACCGAGGUCGACAACACGAACAAGAGUUACUAUGGCGAGACUGGGCUUUAUCUUUUGAGUGCAGCUGGCAACUUCGAUUGCCGUGUGACGCUCGACAAGGAAGGGCCUAUCCACGAUUUCGCAUGGAGUCCCAACUCAAAAGAGUUCGGAGUGGUCUACGGAUAUAUGCCCGCUAAGACGAUGUUGUUCGACCACCGUGUUCGCAGUGUCCACGAUUUCGGCCUGGCUCCAUACAACUUCAUUUCCUUCAACCCUCAAGGUCGACUUAUCGCUCUCGCCGGUUUCGGUAACCUUGCGGGUAAGAUGGACAUCUUCGACCGCCGCACCGUGAAGAAGCUGUGCACCAUCGACGCGCCCAACACUUCCCACUGUGAAUGGUCCCCCGAUGGUCGAUUCAUCCUCACCGCCACCCUGUCACCCCGUCUGCGUGUCGACAACGGCGUCAAGAUCUGGCAUUGCACAGGUCCUCUCGUCCACAUUCAAGCCACUGAAGAGCUCUACCAGGCCUCCUGGCGUCCCACCCCCGUCGAAGGCGUCCCUCCCUUCCCGCAAGCCAUCCCACCUGCCCCGGCCCCGGCUCCCAGUGUCAAGGCUUACAACGAGAGCAACGAGGGCAAGAAGAGCGCCACGCCCGCCAAACCGGCUGGUGCCUACCGACCACCUGGCGCCCGAGGACUCGCCACACCCGCUAUCUUCAAACGUGAAGACGAGGGUGGUAUCCGCCUGGACGGUACCUCCACACCUCCUCGAUACGGGCGGGGACCCGUUCCUGGUGCGCCCGGCUACGGAUCCCAAUCCAACGGCUAUGGAAACGGAAAUGGGCAGAGGAGAGUGGUGCCCGGUGCUCCACCUCCAGGCUCGGGCCCGAGUGAGGAGAAGAAGGGCGGUAGGAGGAAGAAGGGGAAGAAGGACGGUGAAGGGCAGGAUGGAGGUGCCGGUACGCCUCCCGCUGUUGAUGUUGGUGCUGCGAAUGGGCAGCAGGGAGGAGGUGGAGGCAAGAAGGGCAAGAACAGGGCUCAGCCUGGUUCGGGUAACGGAUCAGCUGCGCCUACUCCCCCGGCUCCUUCGACGCCUGCGGCAUUGGAGCCUCAGACCCCUGUUACCCCCGGUGGCGAUGGACUUGAUGCUGUCGCGAAGAAGAUUAGAAACUUGAACAAGAAGCUCAAGGCCAUCGACGAGCUGAAGGAGAAGCAGAAGAGGGGAGAACGCCUCGAAGCCACCCAGUUGAAGAAGAUCGAAGGAGAGGCUGACAUCAGGAAGGAGCUCGCUGGCUUGAACGCUCAGGCUGGCUCCUCGUAAACCCCUACUCCCUUCCCUUUCCCAUCAUCGUCAUCUGUCGCAUUGUGCUGUGCUCUGCCUCACUCGCUCUUCACGGACAUGUACAUGAUGUGUGUGCAUAGUACACGAUAAUGUCGAUACGACCUUUUUCUUUU
Coprinopsis cinerea okayama7#130 is the source of this 2229-nucleotide messenger RNA. Its product is annotated as eukaryotic translation initiation factor 2A. Gene Ontology annotation, biological process: translational initiation. Bases 86 to 2095 code for a protein of 669 amino acids. The transcript has 5 exons. NCBI's taxonomy places the organism in Eukaryota, Fungi, Basidiomycota, Agaricomycetes, Agaricales, Psathyrellaceae. The record is from RefSeq and is a predicted model, not a curated record. Gene Ontology annotation, molecular function: mRNA binding; translation initiation factor activity; ribosome binding. Gene Ontology annotation, cellular component: cytosolic small ribosomal subunit.